CAGACACACACAGACACACACAGCCACCCACACACACAGCCGCAGCCAGACAGACGCGCUGCACAGACGCGGCCGCAGGGUAACAAAGUCUCUUCUCUCCGCUUCCAGAGCAACAACUGUCGGGGAAGUGAAGUCGACGCGAUGCUAAACACGACAGAGUUAGUCUGAGGAGACAACAACAAACAACAACAAACGACAACAAGAAGAGGCUGCUGAACGCGGGCGAGCUGAGACCGGGAGACAUUACGCGAAGGCUCUGAGGACCGCGGCACGUGGAGCGGACCUGCCGGAAAAGGGGAUCUCCACCUCUCCAGCCCGACUGUUCGCGAGCUGCUGACUCCUGCUGACUGUCGAGAUGAGUGCCAAGGCAGCCAUCAACAAGGUGGUGUUCAAACCCCACGAUGAGAAGAUGCUGGUUGCUGUGCAGGUGAAGAGGAGGACCAAGAAGAAGAUCCCAUUCCUGGCCACUGGUGGGCAGGGGGACUACAUGACCUUCAUCUGUGUCUCAGUCACGAAUAAGAAACCCUCCCACGUGUCCAUCACGAAGGUGAAGCAGUUCCAAGGAUCUUCUGCCUUCGUAAAGAGGUCCCAGUGGACCAUCAACCAGCUGCAGCAGGUCAACGGCAUCGACCCCAACAAGGACUCUGCAGAGUUUGACCUCAUGUUCGAGAAUGCGUUCGACCAGUGGGUUGCCGGUUCCGCAGGAGAGAAGUGCUUCUUCAUCCAGGUUCUUCACCACACCUGCCAGCGCUACAGCGCCACAAGGAAACCAGAGUUCGUCAACUGCCAGUCCAAACUGCUGGGGGGUAACAGUAUCCUCCACUCGGCUGCAGACAGCGUGACGAGCGCCGUGCAGAAGGCCAGCCAGGCUCUGAACGAGCGCGGCGAGCGGUUGGGUCGGGCGGAGGAGAAGACGGCGGACAUGAUGAACAGCGCUGAGCAGUUCUCUGUGACCGCACAGAAGCUUGCCAUGAAGCACAAGUGUUAGACCACCAGAGGGCGGGGCGCCAUUCGCCAGUUGCUGUCCAAGAGGAUUCCAGUUGUUAUUAUUUUUACAAAGAUUUAAUAUGAUUGCUAUAUGUUAACAAUGUUAACAUGUUAAUGCUUUGGAUUGUUGCUCUCAUCGGGCUGGGGGAGGAAGAGAAGCAACCGACGACACUGCAGGCAGUCAGCAGAAUGUUUCAUGCUUCGGUUUUCAAAGAAACGUCCCCGACCAUGACUGUUUGAUAAGCCCCUCCCCCUCUCACACGCUCCACCAUUCACCUGAGAGUACACAUGAGCAGCAUCACUCCGAGGCGAGGAACAGCUCGCGUCGUUUGUCAUGAAUCGUUGAGGUUACGUCUAAUCGCUGCAGCGAUGAUGCGGUCUGGUUCUUGAGGGCGGAGCCUCUGUGGGCGGAGCCUCUGUGGGCGCCACAGGGGGGACUGGUUCUGGCCGCAGCAUCAAUGAAUCCCAAUCUAAUGUUCCCUCUGCGCUUCACUCUUGGACAUUGCUUGUUGUACCGUCCAUCAUUUCAAAACAGUAUUCGUCAAAAAUGUUUUCAACAUAAUAUUUAAUAAACUGCUUAUGAUAUAAAAUACAAUAUUUAACAACCGGGAAAUAUACUAAACUUGUCAAAUGUGUCUACGAUUCAAUAACAACCCAAACUACAUGGAAUACAGUUGCCAACAUUCAAGUCCACUUGAAGAACUGUUUCCAAAAUGAUCUUUUUAAGUAUAAUUUGUUAAAUAAACAUAACACAGUUGUGCAUUGUAAAAAGCAAAACACUUAGUUCUUGUCGUAUCUCGGUGCCGGUAGAUCUAAAGUGAGAUGUUUUGAAAUGACUGCUGUAUUUCAACUCGUAACAUCCAUUCGUAAUACCGUUAUGCUUUCUGUAUAAUUUGGGUCAUAGAGAAACUGAGAGACAAAUGACCAAAUGUCUUGAGUAUUAGCAGCGAUGUGUCGUCGUUUAUUUGUUGUCAGUGCUCUCACAUCGACUGUAACUUUGGCUUCCUCACUCGGGAGAUACCGUCCUCACAGUCGAGAUGCGUUUGAUUCUUUUCAUGUUUUUAAUUGAGUAAUUCACAACGCACUGACAGCCUAAUCUUGCAGAGCGCUCGUGAGUUCAUGCUGAAACGUUCCAGUUGCCUAACUCUUACUGUGAUUUCUUCUUCUUGCUCACACUUUGGAUGUUUAUUGUUUGAAUAAAGAAAUACAGUUCAAAUGUAUGUUA
Molecule: messenger RNA, 2212 nt
Organism: Pseudoliparis swirei
Lineage: Eukaryota; Metazoa; Chordata; Actinopteri; Perciformes; Liparidae
Gene: stxbp6
Product: syntaxin binding protein 6 (amisyn)
Exons: 6
Coding region: 356-988 (210 amino acids)
Biological process (GO): exocytosis; Golgi to plasma membrane transport
Cellular component (GO): exocyst; plasma membrane
Molecular function (GO): phosphatidylinositol-4,5-bisphosphate binding
Source: RefSeq, a predicted model, not a curated record